Molecule: messenger RNA, 1755 nt
Organism: Oldenlandia corymbosa var. corymbosa
Lineage: Eukaryota; Viridiplantae; Streptophyta; Magnoliopsida; Gentianales; Rubiaceae
Source: the annotation of a GenBank genome assembly
AUGUCAGAAUUCGAAGUCAAGGAACCUGAAAUCAAAGUGACUAAAGAAACCAUGACUUUGACUCUUGUGCCAUCAACAACAAUUUCCUCAAGGACGAAUCAGAUUGUAGGUUUACAUCAUCAGGAGGCGGAAUCGAUUAUGAAUCAGAUCAUAAGAGGAGGUGAAAAAUUGAAGAUUGUGUCCAUUGUGGGAAGGCCGGGAAUUGGCAAGACCACUUUGGCUGAAAGAGUUUACAAUGAUCGUCGUAUCAUGUGCCAUUUUCCAGCUUGUGCCCUCACUACUGUUUCUCAAACAGUUGACAGACGCAAUCUACUUCUGGACCUUCUGAAACAAGUUUCUCCCGAAAAAUACUAUUCUGAGAGUACUUCUAACAACACCGUGGAUGAUGUCGCGAAUGAACUGAGACGCAGUUUGAAGCAAAAGAGAUAUUUCAUCGUUUUGGAUGAUAUAUGGGAAGCUACGGUUUGGCGUAACUUGAAAAUAGCAUUCCCUGAUGAUUCGAAGGGAAGUAGGAUUAUGUUGACGAGCCGUAAUCGUGAGGAGAUCGCUGGUUUAACCAGUCCCGGCGAAGUACAUGAACUCAGACCACUCAAUAAAGAGGAGAGCUUGGAGUUAUUUCAUAGUAAGUUAUCCUCUGGAAGUGCUCAGUCCAUUGCAAAAGCCCGAGAUGAACAUUUUUGCCAUUUCCUCAACGGAGAACAUGAAGACCUGUCAACUUUCAAGGAGCCACGCCACCAAUGGAGGCUAAUCACUAACUCUGGUUUAAAGCAAUUCCUUGACUCCGAAAAUACUAGACCUGGUGGAAAUCGAGUUGUCUUUGAGAUUCCGAGUGAAAUUGGACAACUUGUUCGGUUGGCCUACUUUGCAAUUCGAGGCUAUAACUUGAACAUCCCGAUGUGUGUCUUUGACCUAUAUAACUUGGAGACUCUUAUUAUAAAUGAAUUUUCCGCUGAGAAAUUUGUGUUGCCAAGCACAUUCUGGAAUCUGCAGAGACUGAAGCAUCUUUACAUGAAGGGCCGAGCAUUGGGUAUUUUGCCAAUUGAAAAUCUUGAAAAUUUCUGUCACUCCAGGGAGUUGGACAGAAUUUCUGGUGUGAUUUUGCCUCAUGAGAGAAUGGAAGGGGUGAUAAAAAUGUUUCCGAACAUCCGCAAGUUCAAAAUCAAAAUUCAAGGAUUUGAUGAUAAUCAUGCAGGAAAUCAUGUCCAGAUUGCAGCUCUUGCCUCUUUGUGCCAACUGAAAUCACUUAAUCUGUCCGUAGAAAAAAGUCAAUUACCUGAAAAGAGUUUUUUUGAGCUGAGUAUUCCCACAAAUCUUCAGAAGUUGUCAUUCUCAGGCAUUCCUUUGUCUAAGAAUAGUCUUUCAAGCAUUGGUAAACUACCUAAUCUUGAAGUUCUCAAAUUAGAGAACACAGAGAUCCAAGGCGACAAGUGGACAAUGGAAGAAGAGGAAUUCUCCAAACUUAGAGCAUUAAAAUUGAAUUCUAGGUACCUUAGCUCCUGGAGUGCUCCUCAGGAUCAACUGAUGUGUCUUGAGGAGUUGGAAUUGAGGGAUUGCCUUUUUCUGAAAGAGAUGCCUUCUUGUCUAGGAACCACUCCGAGCAUUCAAAUGAUUAAGGUCGUUAAUUGUCAAGACAUUGUUGAAGAGUUUGUAAAAAAGGUUGAGGAAGAACAGUUGGGCUUUGGAAACUCGGAUCUGAAGGUCAUAAUUCAAUCCAGGCGCAAGCAAGGUGCGGGUAAUUUUUCUGCACCCCUUUAA